Messenger RNA from Rotaria sordida, 753 nucleotides. NCBI's taxonomy places the organism in Eukaryota, Metazoa, Rotifera, Eurotatoria, Philodinida, Philodinidae. The record is from the annotation of a GenBank genome assembly.
AUGUCAUUAGAUACAACAGAAAAUGAUGCUGAAAUUGCUCGAAUUUUAACUGAAGAAUAUAAUCUAGCAUCAGGUUCAUCUAGUCCGAAUGCAGUAAGAUCAUCAAAAUUAUGUUGGUCGGUUUCAGCAGAAAAUUUUAUAAUGGAUAAUACACAACAAAUAGAAACGUCAAUUCCUGAAAAUCAAAAGUGUCUACCACAAUUUGAAGACGAUAGUGAAAUAGCUUUUAUUUUACAAAUUGAAGAAAUUGUUUUAUCAGAAAAUAAAAUUAAUGAAAAUACAAUCAAUAUUACUGAUGCUCAAUUAGAAAAAACUCAUAAAGAUAUGACAAAAGCAUUACAACCAACAAAAGAAACAGAUUUAAUGACUAGAAUUUUUGGUAUGUUUGCUACUAUACAAACACGUUAUACUGAUUGUCAAACUAAAAAUCAAGCUUUAAUUGAACAAAUUCAAAGAUUAUCAAUUCAAUUAUAUCCAUUAUUAAUACCACUUAAAACUCAAGGAAGAACUGGCAUAUCUAGAGCAGCUGUGCCUGCUAUUGCUAUUGGCCUUAUUACUAAUGUUUUGCAAGGUAACAUACAAUUCAAUGAUGCAAAAGAGAUUAUGUUGAAUAUGCUACAAAUAUGGAAUGAAUCUAAUGUUUGGUAUGAAUUUUUGGAACAACUUGUUUAUAUAUUAGUUGCAGUAACUGUACCAUCAUUUUCUCAAGGAGCUAUGGGAAAAAUAAUGGGAAAAAUUUCACCUUUGAAAUAA